This is a messenger RNA of Panthera uncia (snow leopard), 3357 nucleotides long. RefSeq names its product protein tyrosine phosphatase non-receptor type 1 (gene PTPN1). Gene Ontology annotation, biological process: protein dephosphorylation. The transcript is spliced from 10 exons. Lineage: Eukaryota; Metazoa; Chordata; Mammalia; Carnivora; Felidae. The coding region runs from base 173 to 1456 and encodes 427 amino acids. Gene Ontology annotation, molecular function: protein tyrosine phosphatase activity. The record is from RefSeq and is a predicted model, not a curated record.
GUGCGUACUUCCGGCUGCCGGGUUGACAUGAAGAAGCAGCGGCGACCAGGACGGCAGUAGCGGCGGGAGUCGAGGCUUGCCGCGGGGCUCGGAGCUGAGAGCGCGGCGCGGCCUAGAGCGGCAGACCGUGCAGUGGGCCCAAGAGGAGGCGCAGCAGCCGCCCUGGCCCGUCAUGGAGAUGGAAAAGGAGUUCGAACAGAUCGACAAGGCCGGGAGCUGGGCGGCCAUUUACCAGGAUAUCCGACACGAAGCCAGUGAUUUCCCAUGUAGAGUGGCCAAGCUUCCUAAGAACAAAAACCGAAACAGGUACAGAGAUGUCAGUCCCUUUGACCACAGUCGGAUUAAACUACAUCAAGAAGAUAAUGACUACAUCAAUGCCAGUUUGAUAAAGAUGGACGAAGCCCAAAGGAGUUACAUUCUUACGCAGGGCCCUUUGCCCAACACGUGUGGUCACUUUUGGGAGAUGGUGUGGGAGCAGAAAAGCAGGGGCGUGGUCAUGCUCAACAGAGUGAUGGAGAAAGGCUCGUUAAAAUGUGCGCAGUACUGGCCUCAGAAAGAAGAAAAAGAAAUGAUCUUUGAAGACACAAAUUUGAAACUAACCUUGAUCUCUGAAGAUAUUAAGUCGUAUUACACGGUGCGGCAGCUAGAAUUGGAAGACCUUACAUCUCAAGAAACUCGAGAGAUCCUACAUUUCCACUAUACCACGUGGCCUGACUUUGGUGUCCCAGAAUCGCCAGCUUCGUUCCUGAACUUCCUUUUUAAAGUCCGCGAGUCAGGGUCACUCAGCACGGAGCAUGGCCCUAUCGUGGUGCACUGUAGUGCGGGCAUCGGCAGGUCGGGGACCUUCUGUCUGGCUGACACCUGCCUCCUGCUGAUGGACAAGAGGAAAGAUCCUUCUUCUGUUGAUAUCAAGAAAGUUCUGUUAGAAAUGAGGAAAUUUCGGAUGGGACUGAUCCAGACAGCAGACCAGCUCCGUUUCUCCUACCUAGCUGUGAUCGAAGGUGCCAAAUUCAUCAUGGGAGACUCUUCAGUACAGGAGCAAUGGAAGGAGCUCUCCCACGAGGACCUGGAGCCCCCACCCGAACACGUCCCCCCUCCUCCCCGGCCGCCCAAACGAAUCCUGGAGCCACACAAUGGGAAGUGCAAGGAAUUCUUCCCAAACCACCAGUGGGUAAAGGACGAAACCGGGGAGGAUAAAGAAGACUGCCCCGUCAAGGAAGAAACCAGAACCCCCUUAAACGUCCCUUGCAGCGUGGAAAGCACGAGUCCAGACACUGAAGUCAGAAGGCGGGUCAUGGGGGCAGGUCCCGCCCAGGGGGAGCCAUCACCGCCCAAGGAGGAGCAGGACCAGGCGCUGACUCCCUGGAAGCCCUUCCUGGUCAACAUGUGCAUGGCCACGGUCCUCACGGCCGGCGCGUACCUCUGCUACAGGUUCCUGUUCAGCAGCAGCACAUAAUCUCCUCCACUCCACCUCCACCCCACUGUCCGCCUCCGUGCGUAGAACCCGCGCCCGCCUAGCAGGCACGCCGUGGUAGGUAAGGGCCGAGGACAGCGUAGCCGGCCGUGACCUGGACGGACGUUUGUUCUGCACUAAAACCACCCUCCCCGGGCUGUUGGUCUUACCCCUUUUGACGGUGUCCCCCCUCCCUUUCCUUUGAGCACCAAAUCCGCAACCCGUUUUUUGAGGAGAACGAAGGAGAGUACGGGGCCGGUGGCCUGUGCGGGUCGCGAGGCUCGCCCUGCCCGGAGCGUGCUCUCGGCGUGGCCGGCGCGUCCGGGUGGGCGGGCAUACGCUGUCCUCCCGCGGACCUCUGCGGAGACUCCACUCCAUAUUUAUUGUUUGGUUUUUCCCCAAAGGCGUCCGUAGUGCACUAGCAUUUUCUUAAACCAAUAAUGUAUUAAGAACUUUUGAUGUCAGCCUUGCAUCAAGGGCUUUAUCAAAAAGUACAAUAAUGAAUCCUCAGGUAGUGCUGGGAACGUUAGAUUUUGCCAUGAGCCUGCUGCGUCAGACCAGUACUAGGAAGGAGGACGGUUGUAAGCAGUCGUAUUUCGUGGCAUUGUGGGUAACGUGAGAAGAGGUUUGGCAUAUGUUUAUAGGACAUGGGAUAAUAUAUAACGAACACUUGGAUAUUUAAGAUACGUGGUGUGAGAUUACUUUGUCCCAGUUACCCCCUCCCAGUUAUCUGCUAGAACCUUGUUCUCAAUCACUGCUUUCCCUGUGUGUAUUAGAAUAUGCAUGUAUGGUCGUCUUGUGUCCUGAUCCAGUACCACGUGCUUGAAAUACUUAGCUCUCUGCUUAUUAAUGUGCCCCGUGUACAAGUCCAGUCUACCUUCGCAUGACCUGAUCGUUACGUGGCUGUGGUUCCUAAGGCUGUUGCUGAAAUAAUCACCAUUCCGCAAUGGGGUGAUGUUUUUCAGUAACAGAUAUUUGCCUAAUACCUGGCAUGGCACUCUGGUGACUUCCUGGUGAGGCCCCGGCCUGUCCUUGUCCAGCUGGGUCCCACUGUAACUCAGACAUUCCAAGGAUAUGGGAAGCCAUAGUCCCACCUCACGCUCUGGACGUUUAGGCAAGCACGGUCCCGUUACCACCCCCCCCCCCCCCCGCUCCCCCUCCCCGACACCUUGGGGAUCAGCCUCCACUGUCAGAAGUUGACGCUCUUCUCGAGCAGACCAUGAUUCGGAACCAAGGCAACUGCUGGAAACCGCACUUCCUGAAGCAACCCGGGUGUCGGGCCCUCGGAGUCCGCCUGCCGCCAUCCCGGUCCAGGGGCCUUGCUGAGAGCCACGUCUGCCCCCGCCCUUGAACCCUGGGGACUGAUGGUGCUCACGACUCUUCCUGCAAGGGAACUUAAGACCUCCACGUUAAGUGGCUUUUUUAAACAAGAAGAAGAAGAAAAACAAAACAAAAAAACAAAAAACAAGGCAGCUGUAGCUCACGAGCUGCUCAUUCGCCAGCAUUUUCACGUGUUGCCUUUCACGUGUUAGAAGCCCGUGCAGAGAAAUUCUGUGGUGGGAACGUUUGCGGCAUCACUGUGCAGAGCCUUGGAGAGGUGCGGGUGAGGCUGAGAUGCCAGGCUGUCAGCAUUUUUGAGUUGGGCUUGUGUGUUUGUUUUUAAAGUCCUGUAUAUGUAUGUAGUAGUUUGGGUGUGUGUAUAUAGUAGCAUUUCAAAGUGGAUGAACUGGUUUAAGCUCCUGUCCUUGGAAAACAGACGGCUCUCCAUCUUGUUACACGUAUGUUAGAGAAGUAGCGAGCUGCUCUGCUAUAUGCCUUAAGUCAAUAUUUACUCAUCAGGUCAUUAUUUUUUACAAUGGCCGUGGAAUAAACCAUUUGUACGAAAAUAAAAACAAACGAAAACA